CAUUCAUUAAUAUAAAAGAAAUACAAUAUCUAUUUCGAAUUUCAUUUUUUAUCAUCCAUUUUAGUUAUUUUGCAACAAUUCUUGCAUCAAAUGAAUACUUUCGAUAAUUUACCAACCAAAUACUCAACAUACUUUUUCAAACAACAUUUCUCUAAAAAGUUCCGCACCAAAUAUGUGUUUGUUAACAUGGUCGCAGGGCCGGCCUACCCAAAAUGUCAAACAAGAAUAUAAAUUAUCAUGCAUAUGAUAAACCUAAAUGAAACUCUUCCGCCUACAAAACUCGCAUAAGAAGAGCAAACUGCUGCAUCCCAGACAUUACGUGUGAAUAUCAACAUAUUAAAUCGGUUGAAUCACAACACCGAUGUCGAUCCAUAGAAUCACCCUGCCUAGACCUCGCCUCACCUCUUGGUUUCAAAUACUGAAAUAAUAAAUAAUUCAAAAUUUUUUUAACUCUUAUUGAACAAGAAAUUGACAGGCACAGCUUGUCAGGGAAACCGUAUGGAAGAGAAUGAUCGAAGGCGUGAUUAGAUCACUCUCCUUAGAGUGUUUAUUUGCCCCUACUACUUUGUUGCUGGUAGGAUUUAGGCAAACCACCCCCAGGAGUACCUCCAAUCAAAGUCAGAAAGCAGCACCUUUCUUGACUUCUGUGUUUGUGUUUUUGAAGAAGGAAAACGAGGAGAAGAAGAAGAACGUUGGAACAGAAAUUCGGCUGCAGAAGACUUUUAUAGUGAAAACGGCAGUUCCCUUCCGAAGGGUUACGUCCGGUAAUUAAUUAAUUAAUUAAAAUAAUUCCGGUAAUUAAUUAGCCAAAAAUUCAAAUCCGAACGCGUCGCGCAAACGUGCUAAAUGUGUAGUGCGAUUUAAUAUGUCCAAUUAAAUAGCCCACACUUUUUCCAAAAGCCCACUAACCACUUUAUCCAAUAACUAAAGUGGAAAACAAACUUAAAAACAACUUGCACUUUAUUUCUCCCACCAAUGUGGUAUUUCCUUUACUCUUUGACUAUUCUAACACAGCUCAUAUAAAGUUAAAAGAGUAAAAUGAAACGAUCAACUCAAAAAUCAUGAAAGGUACAGAAAGAAGGCGACCAUCUACCAAUAUUAUACCCUUUAAUUUUCAGUUUGAUCUUUUUGACUCAAGACGGCGAGACCAUUUCAUUACCAUCUUAAUUACACUACAAUCACAGUCACGGAUAUGAUAUUAGAGCCAUUUUCAUUUAUCAAAUCAGCUCGCUACUGCCUAACCUACGGUCAAAGAAUCGAUCUUUACUGUAUUUCAUCAUUAAAAGAUAGUAUUUUUCUGACCAUCAGUGGUAUAUAAAGACGACUUGACCAACUUUCCUGACAAUAAUUGCCGUCACGAAACCGCACUUCUGUAAAACUCAGAGCCAGAGCAGAGUGUGUGAAUAAACAGAGCAUUUUCUUCUAUUUUUUUUCCCCGACAUGGGUCUCUGUAUUUCCUCACACCCCAAAAGAUCCGACCAGUUUCCGGCGACGGUGAAGGUGGUCAGCGCCCACGGCAAGCUGCAGGAGUUCACGCACCCGAUCCGCGCCGGGAGAGUGGCGUCUCUGUCGCCGGCGGCGGCGGGGGGAUGUUUCGUCUGCAGCUCGGAGUCGAUGUCGAUCGGGAGAUUGGUUCCGCAGUUGGAUGACGAGGAAGAGCUGCAGCUUGGGCAGCUUUACUUCCUGUUGCCGGUCUGCUUCGCUCGCAAUCCGUUGUCCAUUUCCGAUCUGUGUGGUCUCGCCGUGAAGGCAAGCGCCGCUUGGAAAAUUGCCUGAUUGGACCCUUCUCUCUCUCUCUCGGUGCUCUGUUUUGCUUUCCCCUGUCUGUUGCUCUGGAUGUAGACAUGGAGUUCGUCAUUGGGAUUUUGGUUUUUGGGGUUUAUUAGUUGGAAAUAUUUAGUGACUAACUGAUUGUGAUUCUGGAAUGUUUUUUUUUUUUUUUUAUGUAUUAUCAUUAUUGCAAUUAAUGGAGCAAAUCUGACUUUUGGUCCGGACCAUACCAAACUGAAUAUAUUAGGUUCAGAAAA
This is a messenger RNA of Linum trigynum, 2027 nucleotides long. NCBI's taxonomy places the organism in Eukaryota, Viridiplantae, Streptophyta, Magnoliopsida, Malpighiales, Linaceae. The record is from the annotation of a GenBank genome assembly.